Messenger RNA from Macadamia integrifolia, 1581 nucleotides. Its product is annotated as ketohexokinase-like. The transcript has 12 exons. Gene Ontology annotation, molecular function: kinase activity. Bases 76 to 1413 code for a protein of 445 amino acids. The record is from RefSeq and is a predicted model, not a curated record. Lineage: Eukaryota; Viridiplantae; Streptophyta; Magnoliopsida; Proteales; Proteaceae.
CCACACAUUCCCAAUGUCCAAAUCAACAAGUUCCUGAUAGCUUGAAACGUGCGAGAAAAUUUGCAGUGGAAAACUAUGGUGACGAUGAUGAUGUUGUCAUUGCCCUCCACAUUCCCCAACACCACGCAUACAACAUCUCCCAUUCCCUUCCUCCAUCUGUCUUCUUCCUCUUCUUCCUGUGCUGCUUCACUCUGCAGUUUCUCCCACUCUUUUAUCCAUCGUUCAAUAGUCGAUUGUAGGAGGAGGAAGAGCAAGUGCUGGAACAUGUCUUCGUUGCCCCCAUCGUUCCGGGCAUCAGCUGAAGCUGCUUCAUCUUCGGUUCCUCCAUUCCCUGAGAAACAUAUCGUUGUUGGUUGUGGCUGUAUUACAGUGGAUUUCUUGGCAGCCGUUUCUGCUUAUCCUAAACCCGAUGACAAAAUCCGUAGCACGAGCUUGAAGGUUCAAGGAGGUGGGAAUGCUGGGAAUGCUUUGACUUGUGCUGCUCGUUUGGGUCUCAAUUCAAGGCUGAUUUCUAAGGUUGCUGAUGAUUCUCAAGGGAGAGCUAUACUGGAGGAACUAGAAGCUGAUGGUGUAGAUACUUCUUAUUUUGUGGUUUCGAAGGAGGGAAACUCGCCAUUUACCUAUGUCAUUGUUGACAGCCAAAGGAAGACUCGCACUUGUAUUCACUCUCCAGGAAACCCUCCCAUGGUGCCAGGUGAUCUUUCCCAGGCAAUCUUAUCAUCUGCUCUUGAUGGAGCAAGACUAGCAUACUUUGAUGGAAGAUUGCACGAGACUGCUUUAAUUGUGGCACAAGAGGCAAAUUGCAGGAAAAUACCUAUUUUAAUUGACGCUGAGAGACCAAGGGAAGGGUUGGAUAGUCUUUUGAAUGUAGCAGAUUAUAUUGUAUGCUCAGAGAAAUUUCCUCAGGCAUGGACAGAGGCCCCGUCAAUUCCUAGUGCGCUUGUAUCCAUGCUUGUGAGAUUGCCAAAGAUCAAAUUUGUAAUUGUGACCCUUGGAGAAGAUGGCUGCAUAAUGCUUGAUAGACAUGUAGAAGCAGAAAUUCCUGAGCUGGAAGAAAUGGAUGUAGACAGUGCAGUAGGAUUAUUAAGGCAGAAGAUUGAUGGUGAUAAUGCUAUACCAACAUGUAUUCCAUCCAAGUCAGUAAUGAGGUUGAAAGCGGAUGGGAUAGGGGUGGUGAAUGGGAAGUUGUUCAUGGGAACAGCUGAGAAGAUACCAGCUUCUGAGCUUGUUGACACUACUGGUGCUGGAGAUGCAUUUAUUGGAGCAACUCUUUACGCUAUUUGUGCAGAUAUGCCUCUAGAGAAAAUGUUGCCUUUCGCUGCUCAAGUGGCAGCAGCUGGAUGUAGAGCCUUAGGAGCUCGAAGUGGUCUUCCAUGGCACACAGAUCCACGUCUGGCUCCAUUUUUAUCUUAAGAGCACCAAAUAACGACUGUUCAUAUUGGAAAUGUAACCAUUGGACUGCUCUCUUUUCCUUUUCAAUGAUGUUCAAGGUCAGCUUACCCUGUGCUGGAAUUGUUUUCUGCGUUUGGUGGAACUGUAUGUAAUAAGAUAAAGCAAUGUAUAUUUGCCUUGUACCUGACA